Molecule: messenger RNA, 1828 nt
Organism: Cylas formicarius (sweet potato weevil)
Lineage: Eukaryota; Metazoa; Arthropoda; Insecta; Coleoptera; Brentidae
Product: gastrula zinc finger protein XlCGF26.1-like
Exons: 4
Coding region: 446-1729 (427 amino acids)
Biological process (GO): negative regulation of transcription by RNA polymerase II
Molecular function (GO): DNA-binding transcription repressor activity, RNA polymerase II-specific
Source: RefSeq, a predicted model, not a curated record
GGUCCUGCCAUCUGUCAGAGCGAAGCCGGAUCGCAUAAAUAUUCUCCUAGUUUUAGGUUGUUUGGGUUUCGGAAUGUCAAUUUGAACAGUUCGGUCACUUUUCCAAUAGAUGUCGCGGGAUGAUGUACUGUUAUCUGGUUUUUCUAAUAAUUAUUAUUUUUUAUAUAUGCUUUAUUUUUUUUAAGUUUAUUUGUAUUGAUUUUUCUUAUACCAUUAAUAACAAACUGUUACUCUUUAGUGUGAGAUUAUUUUGUCACAAUAAUAUUAUUUUAAUCUGAAAUGACAGCUGGACAGAUGUCAUUAUUUUAUUGCCUGUGAAUGUCACCUGGGUUUACUUGCUCGAAAGUGCUUGUAAGUUUGUUUUUAAACAAUGUUGACAAUUUAACGUGAAUUUAUUUACAUAUUGGCUUAACAUAUCUACUCACCGCCUACGGUUAAUGAGACAAUGAAUAUGAAUUUGUCUACAUUCAGUUACUGGGCCCUGGAACCUCAUUUCAUGGAAAACCCAACCAUCACAGCAAUAGAAGAUAAAUCGAAAUUUUUCUCGGCAAUGUGUCUCAUGAACUCUCGACAAGAUCCUCCGAUUUUCAAUACCAAGCUUGAUAAUCCAGUUUAUAAUUGUCCAGUGACCAAUUGUGAUUGUGUUGGUGAUUGCACAAUGAAUUUAGUAAAACCUGAUGUUAAACCCACCACUAAGGAAGUGAAUAUGGCCCCCGAUAUUCCACCAAUUCCAGAGAAGGAACGACCAUUCAAAUGUGAUCGGUGCACUAAGACAUUUUUAUUGAAGCACCAUUUAACUACACACGAGAAGACUCACACUGGCGCAAGGCCACAUGUCUGCAGCCAUUGCGGAAAAAGCUUUACACAUAAGUAUUGUUUGAACACCCACUUGCUGUUGCACUCUAAUGAAAGACCCUAUGAGUGUUUGCAGUGUAAAAAGAGAUUUACUUUAAAACAUCAUUUAAUUAGCCAUGAAAGGGUACACAUAAGAGAAAAACCAUUCUUAUGUGGUGAGUGUGGCAAAAGUUUCCCUCUAAAAAAGCAACUAAUAACACAUGAAAAAUUUCACAGAGGGGAAAGACCUUACAUUUGUAAAGAGUGUGGGGAUACAUUUGCGCAAGAGAAUCAUCUAGUUAUGCAUCUCCGUUUUCAUGGCUCCUUGAAUUCUUUUGCUUGUUCACAAUGUGGCGCAACUUUUACAAGGAAAUUUGAAUUAGUUAAUCAUGAACGUAUUCAUGGCAAGGAACCAAUGUCCUGUCCCACCUGCAGUAAAGAGUUUUUGCAGAAAAGGACCCUUAUUGCCCAUAUUAAAUUACAUGACACUCAGCUUGCGUUGACUUGCCUUCAUUGCGGAGAUCAUUUUCAAGAUGAAAAAAGACUACUACAACAUCAGUCUGCGGUUCAUUCCUACGAGGAAAAACCCAUGAAUAGUAGAAUCGGUUAUGAACAGAAACCCGCAAAUGAUCAAAGCUGUAAUAGCAAAUCCAACUUAAAAAACUUAUCAAAACCAGCAAAAAACAAGAAAUUUUUCUGUGAUAUUUGUUUCCGCAAGUUUAGCUCAAAGCAUGGUCUCACUCAACACAAGAAAAGACAACAUGGCAGUGGAAGUUGUCAGAAUUUCGUGUGCACAUUUUGCAAUAAGUCCUUUACAGAAAAAAAUGAUCUGGUCCUGCACUCGAGGCAGCAUGGCUCUAUUUACCCUAGUCAAGUAGUUAAUACUUUUGGUUAGUAUUAACAUCUCAUUUGAGAAUCGUUUUUGUGAUAUAUUUUGUACAGUGUAGAUAUGUUUUAAGCGCCAACAGUUAUUUAAUAAAAAUUCGUGCUGUUU